Messenger RNA from Alosa alosa (allis shad), 2464 nucleotides. RefSeq lists its product as uncharacterized. Gene Ontology annotation, molecular function: protein binding. The record is from RefSeq and is a predicted model, not a curated record. Lineage: Eukaryota; Metazoa; Chordata; Actinopteri; Clupeiformes; Clupeidae. Gene Ontology annotation, cellular component: membrane; nuclear envelope; meiotic nuclear membrane microtubule tethering complex.
CUGAGGCAGGUAGAAUUACAAGACCUGUGAGUAACGACAGCUCUCCUGCGUGGUACAACAGGAGAACAAGACUCCUAUUUGCAGUUUGAGUUGAUAGUAGAUUAAUUACGGUUUACUCUGAGCAUUGCCUCGCUUUUGUAACGUUCUAACUGAUAUUUGAAGGGCAUCUCGGUGUUGUAGGGGAGCUACCUGAAGCCGGAACUUCGAAGCGGACGGUGUGUGGAAAGCCGGGCACUUUAUUGGCAUCCCAGCGGGUGAUGCCAUCAUCAUGCCAGGAGAGGAGAGCCCCCCUGCAUCCGCGCCCAUCACCCUGGAGACCAGCACCCUAACACCCGUACCCAUCACCCUGGAGACCAGCAGCCUAACACCCGUACCCAUCACCUGGGAGACCAGCACCCUAACACCCGUACCCAUCACCCUGGAGACCAGCACCCUAACACCCGUACCCAUCACCUGGGAGACCAGCAGCCUAACACCCGUACCCAUCACCUGGGAGACCAGCACCCUAACACCCGUACCCAUCACCCGGGAGACCAGCAGCCCAGGGUCCAGAGACCUGGAUGGGACACUGCCACCCUCCUCCUCCCCCCCUCCGCUCCACCCUGAAAGGCUGGACCUGUACCUGGAGCCCACCAGGGCACUGAGCCAGCCGGACAGCCCAAAGGAGUGGCCCUGGCCUGGGCCCCUGUGCCAGGAUGGGUCCCUCUCUCUGGAGGGCCAGCUGGAGCGGCGCUGGCUGCAGUGGUAUGAGUUUAUGACCGAUCGUUCUCACCUGGAGGACUGGCUCCAAAGGGCCGAACAGACGGCCGCCGCCCCUAACACCUGUCACGUCCCACACGCUGUCGCCAAGGAGGAACUCAACAAGUUCCAGGCCCUGCAGGCUGAGUGUCAGACUCGCGUGGCCCAGCUGGACUCUCUGACCCUGCGGAGUCGCUCCCUGCUGCGCCUCUUUGACGGAGCCAUGCGGGCACGGCUGGUUGCCAUGACGAAGGACUGCAGCCAGCGCUGGGACCGCCUCACCGAGGCUGUCGAGUGCAUUUGCCGACGGCUACGGCACUGCGUGUCCCAGAGGGAGGCGUUUGACCGCCAGCGGGAGGACAUGGGCAUUUGGCUGGCAGACAUGGACCUGCAGCUGACCGAGGUCGAGCACUGCUCCACCAACACUACCCUCACCAAGAUGCACCAGCUCCAGAGCUUCCAGGAGGCUGUGGCGGAGAACGCAUCGCGCCUAAGUGGACUCCUAGAGUUGGGCGAGGCUCUGAUCCAGCGCAGCGAGCCGUGCGACGCCCAGACCAUCGAGAGUCAGCUGCAGGAGCUGCUCCUCUACUGCGCACACGUGUUUGAGGGAGUGGGCCGUCUACACACACGCCUGCUCAGUAUGAGACUGGUGUUUGAGGAGGACUGGGCUUUGGCUUCACAUGUGGACUCCGGGUGCCCGUCAGAAACGGCCCCUGAUGACGAGGAGCCCUGUGAUUGGACGAGCCCCUCCAAGCCCAAGGCCGGCCCUGUCCACUCCUCUCCGGACCACCUCCUGCUGGAGUGGGACCCUUCAGUGGACAUUGGCGGCUCCGUAUCCCACGACGACGCAGACUCCUGCUACUUCAGCACCAUCACAGGCGGGACUCUGGUGGAGGAACUUCUGGACCGAAUCACCGCUGGCAGGAGGAAAUCUCGCCUGAGCUCCAACGGUCCUUGCCAGCAUGCAGCACCCAAGGAGACUUAUCAGACUGACUCGAGCUACUUCCUCCUCACACAGGUGUGUGCGAGCAGAGGUGAGGGCACCGUGCCAGUCCCACGAGCACCUGCGAUUACUCCCUCAGGCCUUAGUGACCGCAGCAGUGGCAGUGAUGGUGGUAGUGAUGGUGGCAGCAUCCACGAGCGACAUGCCCUACGCCACACCUCCACCCCCGCCCCCGCUGGACCCGGGCGCGCUCCAGAGCCGGUGACCUAUGACCCGGAGCGCAUCAGCGCGUGGCUGGGUCAGGCGGGGUGCCAUAUUGCCAAGGCACCCGAGAGAGGGCCCUUCUCCAAGUCUGUCCAAACGGAGGACAUUUUGGAGGACCAGGCAUGUGCCGCCCUCCACACCCCCAUCCAGCCAGCCAUGUCACGUGACUUCUCGCUCCACUCUGAUUGGACGAGCCCCUCACAUCCCUCCCAGUCACAGCGUCUGGAGGAAGGGCCCUUCUGCCCUGACCAUCAGGCGGAUGAAGAGGAAGAGGAGGAGGAGGAGGAGGAAGAAGAGAGGCCCCUUCUGAAACCCUGUGCCUCCUGGUGGUCGGAGGUCUCCGCUGCGCGGCUGCGAGGUUCCCAGGGUCCUGUUUGUGCUGCUCGGCUUCCUGCUGGUCGUCCUGCUGGGGCUCGGAGUGGCCGCCUGGUACCCCGAGGUGGCUGUCACCGUGCCAACGGACAGACGCGCUCCUUCCACCUGGCACUGCGCUAUGUCAAUGGACCCCCGCCCACCUGA